Messenger RNA from Nycticebus coucang (slow loris), 4499 nucleotides. Its product is annotated as developmental pluripotency-associated protein 2-like. Gene Ontology annotation, molecular function: chromatin binding. NCBI's taxonomy places the organism in Eukaryota, Metazoa, Chordata, Mammalia, Primates, Lorisidae. The record is from RefSeq and is a predicted model, not a curated record. The transcript is spliced from 5 exons. Gene Ontology annotation, biological process: system development; regulation of DNA-templated transcription. Gene Ontology annotation, cellular component: nucleus. Bases 1246 to 2415 code for a protein of 389 amino acids.
CAAAAAUUACAGCAACUACAAAAACCAAACACCCUGGCAGAGAGAACCCAGGAGGAAAAAAGCUCUCCUGAUCUCUCUUCUGGGUUUGACCCUGGGAGUCUCUGCUCAGGGGUUUAUAUAGUGGCAGGGGGUUGGUUCUGCCAGGGCAUGGGUCUUGUCAGUUAAAGCCAGCUGUGCAAUGAACUCUCAGGCCUUGGAAACUGACAUGAAAUCCACCAGUCAGAAGUCCACGUGGAGGAGACAGGAAACUCACCAGUCAGAUGUACCUGUGGAGGAGACAGCAAGGCGCCAGCCUCUCCCCCCCAGGUUUUCUGCCCUUCCAGCAAGCUGGUUCCUCCAUCCACAGGAGCAUCAACACCUCCAGGGCUAACGCAGCAGGUCAUGGUGCUACCUUGUCCUGCAUCACUAUGACACCAUAACACUCUAACUAGAACACAGAGUGAGCCUGUCUCCAAAAAAAAAAAAAAAAAAAAAAAAUCACGUGGAAAGGGCAGUUUUUCUCAAGAUACCACCAAGUUACUAUCCUAUAUUUGUGUGGGGUUAUACUGAAUUUAACACAUUUUAGGCACUUUUCUUCAAUUUUUGUAUUUCACAAUGAAACAGUUUCAAGGGGAAAAUGUUUGAAUUACCAGAGUUUGAAAAUACCGAAAAAAAAUUACUCCUCUGUCAGAAAGUCUACAUAUAAAUCUGCAUGAUGUACAUGUAGGAAAGGGAACAAAUGAAAAAAAAUUGUCAAGUAUGUACUGCGGCAAAAAGAAUGGCAUAAAUCAUAUUUACAAAAUAAUAUAAUCACGAACAUUAACUUAAACCCUUUAACGGUAAUCGGAGGAUGGGAAUAAGAUAUUUGCCCAUGUGAGGGAUAUUACCCUGGGUUUAACAAAUGCCCAUGUAUUCUCAGGCAGUGCCCGGGGUGGGGGUGGCAUGCACCCAGCUGUGUCCCAAAGACUAUUUCUCCUUCCUUCUAACCCAGGCGGGUGCUUGUGGGAUUAGAGGUAUCCACCCAGUCAGGCCGAGUCGCUGGCAGAGACAACACAGUGACACAGUCUUGCAGGACGUUCACGCCACACGAUGUCUGUCGGAGGCUCACGGCGCCAGCUCUGGGGGAAAGGAAGCGCACCGUCCCGCUGAGGCACUGCUUCGGCUUUCCAGGCUCUGGACUACAUUUCCCAGGGGCUUCGCGACCACGAAUGAGGCUACAGAAAGAGAAGAAUCCAGAAGACUAGUUGACUCUGGGAAUUUGAAGUCAUGGCCCCUCAGUUGAUAAUACUCAGGGAUGUGGCUGUAGAUUUCUCUCAGGAGGAAUGGGAGUGCCUAGACCUGAAACAGAGGGAUUUGUACAGAGAUGUGAUGUUGGAGAACUACAGCAACAUGGUCUCACUGGGACUUUGCAUUUAUCAGCCAGAUGUGUUUGCUUCAUUGGAGAAAGGGAAAGAGUCCUGGAAAAUCCUGAGAGAUGAAACAAGAGGACCAAGCCCAGGUUCUGCUGAAAAAAUGUCAGACUCUAAUCAUGGUAGCACCCAGAAGAAUUUCUCUGAGGAGGAAAUAGGUGAUGAAGAAAGUGUGAUUUUGACAUUGGUUCCAGUUAAAGAUGAUUCAAAUAAUGAACAAAUGGAACCAACUGUUUCUUCAACUUCUAAUGUCAAACUGAACAAUCCCCAGAAACACCAUGACGUCCAUCUACCUCCAACAAAUAAACAAUCAAAAGUUAUCCAAAAAGCUAGAUGUAAAAAACCUGUUCUUCCCUUGCCAACCAUUUUGCCUCCCAUUAAUGAUGUGCGUCGAGACACUUUGAGGAACUGGUGCCAGCAACUCAAAUUGAGUACUGACGGCAAGAAAACAGAAGUUUUUCUGAGGCUUCAGGAGCAUGCCUUUCCUGAACAGAAGUGUGAAAUUCCUGAAACACCAAAGGAGGCCAGAUUACAUUCAUGUUCAAGGAAAUUCAAGGCAGAGACCAAGAGAGCAAGCCCUCAGGAAAAGUCCAAGAUGAGUGUGAAAACAGAAGAGAUGGAUAGAGUGGAAGUGAUAACAUCGGCUCAGGAAUCUGUAGUGGCAUCCUGGGCAAGGAUUGCUGCAAAAGCUGGUCAGCCUAAGAGGGUGAAUUCACGGUCCAUUCCUGAUUUUGCUGAGGCCUUUUUGACAACAGCUUCUGGCCUCAGGUGGUGUGUGAUCCACGGGGAAGCUCUCCCUGCAGACACAGAGGGUUGGGUCCGCCUACAGUUUCAUGCAGGUCAGGCCUGGGUGCCUGCCACUCCCAGGAGCAUGAUUUCCCUCUUCUUGUUACCAGCCUGCAUUUCCCCAUCUCCAGGCCUAGAAGAUAAUAUGUUAUGCCCUGACUGUGCUAAGAGAAAUAAGAAGAUAAUGAAAAGAUUAAUGAUAGCGAAGAGGAAGAAGCAAUCUACUUCAAACACAAAGUAGGAGACCAAAAUAUGCCACCUCAAAAACUCUGUGUGAGAAGAGGAGGGUGAAUAAGGAAGAUGUUAUGGUCCCAAGUAUUAGAGAGUGAUGGAUAUACUUUCAGAAUGUGUAAGCUGAUUUGAGGAAAUGGAAGAAGAGAUCAUUGGAAGGAACCUUUGUGAUCUACAAAACAGAAUCAAGUAAUUAGGACUCCAUUGUGAAGAUGGUUGACUGCCCUAAGGAGACCCUUUGGGGAGCUUGGAAAGCCACUAAAAAAAAUCAUUGCAAUUGAAAAAAUGUAAGAUUAGAUAAUUCUACAGGUCACACCCCAAAGGCAACAGGAAAUUCUAUGGAAAAUUUGUCAGCUCAUGCUAAAAGAUUAACAUAAUUCUUACAAUAAAUUUAGACUUAAGUAGCUCAUGAACAUCAAAUUCCAGAAAAUUUUAUUCAUGAAGAUACACAAAGAAACUAAUGAAGGGGCACAGUCCCCUGCACCCCGGAACCGUUACUCAGUUUCAUAUGUGCUCCUUGAGGUAUGAGACCCUGAGAAGGGAAAAUUCCAUUUUCGGGCUAGAAGCAAGAUUCAGGGGUUAAUUCCUCCUUGCUUGCUAAAACAGCCUUGACAAAGGAAUGUACCAGAGGGCAGCUGGAGACUGAGCUCCUGCCUAGGGCUGUGGGCGUUGCACUUUGUUCCCUAACUUCAGGUUACACAAGUUCAUUUAAACUUUGAGGAGAGUGGGCAAACAGAACAAACAGCCUGGUGUCCUUGUGGUUUAUCUUUAAGUUAAAUGCUCCAGAAUUAGAAAUGAUGUAUAUGUGCUUUGUAACAUUUAUGCGGAGGAGGAAUUUUUUAUGGCAGUUUCAACUAGUGCAUUUGCUCUUUAUUCUUCGUUAUUUUUAUCUGAUGAGUUUGGAUAUAUAAUACAGUGAAUAAAAAUGGGUUGUUGCUGAGUGCCUGAUUGAGCCUCAGUCUUCCCUUUGCAAAUCAAUCUGUCUGGGGUGCUUUCUUCUGCAUCACUGAGUAGGCUAGUGGACAGCAACAAACUAAUGUAUAUGAACCUAGUAUUUAAUCAAAGAAUAAAAUGAUACCAGGCUUUUACCUAUAAUGUUUAAGCUCUGAUCUGGAUGGAUGAUAAUUUUGAAUGAUGAAAAUAUACUUUUCAGUACUUAAUUACUUCUAACUGCAGUUCUCAGUGCCUUCUAGUUUUAUAGGAAUUAAGAAACGGUGAGUGGGGCUGGGCUCAGUGGCUCACACCUGUAAUCCUAGCACUCUGGGAGGCCAAGGCAGGUGGAUUGCCUGAACUCAGGAGUUUGAGAUCAGCCUGAGCUAGAGUGAGACCCUGUCUCUAAAAAUAGCCAGGUAUUGUAGCAGGCACUUGUAGUCCCAGCUACUCGGGAGGCUGGGGCAAGCGGAUCUCUUGAGCCCAAGAGUUAGAGGUUGCUGUGAGCUAUAUUGCCAUAGCACUCAACCAGGGCGACCUGAGUGAGACUGUCUCAAAAAAAAAAAAAAAAAAAACAUGAGCAUAUUUACACAUAGCACAUUUAUAAGUCUGAUCUUUUAAAACUUCCUUUUUCAAUAGUUGUCAUCUAUGGAAUUUCACCAUUUGUGGGGAAAGUAAUUUUUUGUUAUAUGAGUUAUAAUAAGCCAUUUUCAUUCAUGGUGAUUAGACUUUUUAAGGUACAAGUACACCGAGAAAAUAACAUUUAGAAGUUACUUGGUGAAACUUUGUCCACAUUACUCUUUCUGACAUCUAUACACAGAUUAAACAUGGUUUAUUCUUUUUCCUUUUACCCAAAUUGCCUCGUUGAGUUUGCUGUCUAUUAUAAGAAGAAGAGUUAUAAUCUGGGAUGAUUUAACAGAGUAUUCUUCAAAAUGCAACUAGAAAAGUGUAUUACAUAAAUAAUAUAAAAUACACCAUUAAGAAUAUUCUAGGGCGGCGCCUGUGGCUCAGUGGGUAGGGUGCUGGCCCCAUAUAUUCAGGGUGGCAGGUUCAAACCCGGCCCUGGCCAAAUUGCAACCAAAAAAUAGCUGGGCACUGUGGUAGGCGCCUGUAGUUCCAGCUACUUGGGAGGCUGAGGCAAGAGAAUUGCCUAAGCCCAGGAGU